AUGGCGAGGACUGUGCUUGUAGACGUUCGUAUGCCCGGAGAGUACGUAACUGGAUUCCUAGGCUCGGCCAUCAACAUCGAAUAUCAGGACAUCAGCCAGCUUGCUCAACGUGCCAGCAAGACAGAUGAGAUAACACUUUAUUGCCGCUCUGGCCGUCGAUCUGGAAUCGCUCGUGAGACUCUCAAGUCGUUGGGUUUCGAGAAUGUGCGCGAUAUCGGCGGAUUGGAAGAGGCCAGAGAAACACUCCGAAAGGAAGAAAUUCAGCGA
Molecule: messenger RNA, 267 nt
Organism: Mytilinidion resinicola
Lineage: Eukaryota; Fungi; Ascomycota; Dothideomycetes; Mytilinidiales; Mytilinidiaceae
Product: phage shock protein
Exons: 1
Source: RefSeq, a predicted model, not a curated record